Molecule: messenger RNA, 991 nt
Organism: Aspergillus eucalypticola CBS 122712
Lineage: Eukaryota; Fungi; Ascomycota; Eurotiomycetes; Eurotiales; Aspergillaceae
Product: alpha/beta hydrolase
Exons: 2
Coding region: 63-818 (251 amino acids)
Cellular component (GO): nucleus; cytoplasm
Source: RefSeq, a predicted model, not a curated record
GGAAAUAACACCAUUUGAUACAUUUUCAAUUGAAUCUAAAGCUCCUUAAAUCAAUCGCUACGAUGACAAGAAUAACGACCAAGCUCAAGAUUCUUAUGAUCCAUGGUUAUACUGAGUCUGGAAAGUUUUUCCGCGAAGAAGUACUUGGACUGGAGAAGGCCCUUAUCGAAGCCUUUCCAGCAGCGCCUGCCCCUGGAUUUCAUCGGGAUUACCCGGAUGGUGUAGAGCUUGUGUACCCUGAUGGCACCUGGAGACUUAAGCCAACCGACUGGGAACGCUAUAUACCGGGAACCGACCCAGGUUAUGGAUGGUUCUACAAGGUCAGCGAUGACGAUGAAUUUCCAGGCUUGCCCGAUGCACUGAAAAAGCUUGGUGAUAUCAUGCGCUCUCAGGGUCCCUUUGCUGGAGUCAUUGGAUUUUCCCAGGGGGGGUUUCUAACCGGACUUAUCACAAGCCUGUUUGAACCAGGCAGAAAGAGUGUCUUCGAGAAAGCCGAAGUCGAAAGUGGAGGUAUUCCGUUCCCUAAGUCAUUUGAUGGAGUCGAGCCUAUCAAGUUCUCGAUCAGCUGCUGUGGUUUCGCUGGAUUGAACCUUCGAUACAAAGCCUUCUAUUCCCCAAAAAUUUCAGGGCCAAUGCUUCAUAUGAAUGGGCAAUUUGAUGAUGUUGUGUACCACAAAAGAAGUCGCACUCUGAUUGAUGCGACCACAGGUGCUGAGGAAGAUAAAGUGCUCAUUCACCCGGGUGGUCAUUCUGUGCCGACCAGCAAAUUGUAUACAGAUGCGAUGAUCAUGUUCAUCAAAGGGAAACUCGCAGCCUAAUGUGGCUCUUAUGGGGUUACAAACUGCUAUAUCCUAUUUGAGCGGCGAAGCACCUGUAUAGCCAGCACUUCAAUGGGAAGGGAUGGAAUACAUGGGAAAUCUUAACCAUAAUAAUUCUUAACACUACCCGGGAAAUUCUAGAAUCGAGUAGGGAAGCCAAUUUCACAUGGUCU